AUGCUCGUAGGUCUUUUCGCCGCUCUUACUGGCCUUUCUCUCGCCGGUGUGGCACAAGGGCAACAAACUGCUUGGGGGCAAUGUGGUGGAAAUGGAUGGACAGGACAGACAACCUGUAUUUCUGGGUAUUAUUGUUCGGUUUUAAACCCGUGGUACUACCAAUGUAUCCCCGGAACGGCGUCUAGCACGCCCACAAGCACCUCGUCUAGCACAAGAAGUAGUAGUAGUAGUACCAGCAGGAGCGUGGGCAUGACGACGACUAUAUUCGAUACUUGGAGCCAUUCGACGACGACGAGCUCGCCUACGCCGACCAUUACCGGUGGCCAGUCGACCAACCCGAGCUCUGGCAAGCAGAUCAGAACGGUCGUUAAUCCUGUAUACCAUCUCUACCUCCAACUCGUUGAUGGCAAGCCUCAGCUUGGCCCUGAAUCGAAAUCUGGCUACUUUGUCUACGGCACGACGGUGGCACUCGUCAUGGCCGACGGUAGCAAGCUCUACCUGAAUGUCGGCACAAGCAGCACCAGCUACAAGGUCCGCCAAUUAGACGUAUAA
Molecule: messenger RNA, 552 nt
Organism: Serendipita indica DSM 11827
Lineage: Eukaryota; Fungi; Basidiomycota; Agaricomycetes; Sebacinales; Serendipitaceae
Source: the annotation of a GenBank genome assembly